This is a messenger RNA of Megalobrama amblycephala (Wuchang bream), 858 nucleotides long. RefSeq names its product ly6 domain containing, pigment cell (gene lypc). The record is from RefSeq and is a predicted model, not a curated record. Lineage: Eukaryota; Metazoa; Chordata; Actinopteri; Cypriniformes; Xenocyprididae. The coding region runs from base 225 to 605 and encodes 126 amino acids. The transcript is spliced from 3 exons.
UCAACAAACUGCUGAAGCCCGAAUUGAAUUAUGUUCUAAGGUGGAGGCGCAUUCUGAUGUUUAAAGGGCAGGGUCAGAGGAAAAGAUUAUAAUCUACUGCUUACAUCUGAGAUGAGGAUCAGAUCACUGAUGAUACGUAUAGAUCGGAUAAUGUACAAACUGGACCAUUCUGACCUUUAAAAGAAUUACGCUGAUUAAUCAUCGUAGACUAAGAAAAUCUAAAUAUGUCUCAGUUUUAUAGAUACAUUCUCUUCUUUUGUCUUUUCCCAUCUGUGGUUCCUCUGUUCUGUUAUACAUGUGUAUUUCCUUCCAUCUCACCACUGGACUGUCUCAAGUUCCCCACCAGGUGUGCACCGGGUCAGCUCUGUCUUUCUAGCAAAGCUGUAGGACAGCGAGGGGACUUUAAGGUCAUCUUGUAUGAAAAGAGCUGUGUUAUUCCUGCUCUGUGUGGGAUAACAGGGGAGAAGUAUGCCUUGGGUUUAAACUUCACCUUCACCAACGACUGCUGUGAUACUCUGCUCUGCAAUGGCAUCUCAACCAGUUCUGCUUACAUAUGGUCCAGCACCCUGCUCUCACUUCUUUUGGCAUUGCUUUAUUCACAAUAAGCUUAACUAAUGGACACUAUUACAAAAAUCAGACACAAUGUAGGCUAACACCACCACCACCACCAACAACAAACUUUUGGGGAUAUCUUGAAUAAUUAUAAGUUAUGUUCAAAAAUAAAGAAAAUCCCAGAACCCUUGUAUCUAUUUUUAUAACAAUCCUAACAAGAAGCCUUAAUGUUUAUCAGCAUUGCCUCAUAGAGUUGUAAGCAUUUCACUCAUGGAUAUAUUCAAAUAAUUAAAAAAAAUAACCGUU